AUGGCGUCGCCGCCAAAUACCAUAUCCAUCCAUCCAACACAAGGUCCACUUGCAGCUGCCAUCGUCUUUCAGCCUUUCUUCUCCUAUUUGUCUCGAAUGUCAUUUCCAGCCUUCCUGAGCCCAGCCAUGUCGCCAUGGACCUUCUUGAUAUGCAGUCUCGCUGGCCUGUUGUUUCUAUGGCAGGCUGCCUGGCUCCUCGACCGGCUGUGGUGGCGGCCACGGCGGCUUGAGAGGGUGCUGCGUGCCCAGGGCCUCCGUGGCAGGCCAUACCGCUUCCUCAUUGGCAACCUGAUGGAUGACUACGGGCGAAAAAACAAGGAGCCACCAAUGCCGCUGCGCUGCCACGACAUCGUCCCCAACGUCGUGCCUUUCCUCCACAACGCCGUCCGGGAGCACGGCAAGACGUGCAUCUCCUGGUUCGGCCCGAUACCCAAGGUGACCAUCACUGACGCUGAGCUGACCAGGCAAGUGAUGUCCAGCAAGUCCGGUCACUUUGAGAAGCUCCAGUUUCCGAAGCUGUCCAGGCUACUCGCCGAGGGCGUAGCGACCUACGAGGGUGAGAAAUGGGUCAAGCACCGGAGGAUUCUCAACCCUGCAUUCCAUCUCGAGAAGCUCAAACUCAUGUUGCCGGCGUUUGCUUCCUGUUGUGAAGAGCUUGUCACCAGAUGGACAGAGUCCUUUGGUUCGGAGGGUUGCUGCGAGGUUGAUGUCUGCCCCGAGUUCCAUAGCCUCGCUGGAGAUGCCAUUUCACGCACCGCAUUUGGCAGCAGCUACCUUGAAGGAAAAAGGAUUUUCGACCUGCAGUCUGAGCAAGCUGACCGCAUAUUGGCCAGCAUUAAGAUGAUCUUCAUUCCCGGCUACUUGUCCUUGCCUACCAAAAACAACCGAAGAAUGCAUCAAAUUAACAGUGAGAUUGAAACCAUUCUACAAGGUCUAAUUGGGAAAAGAAUGCAAGCUAUGCGACAAGGAGAACGCACCAAAGAUGAUUUGCUCAGCUUAAUGCUUGAGUCAAACAUGAGGGAAACCGAUGGCAACGGAGGAAUGACUAUCAAAGAGGUGAUAGAGGAAUGCAAAAUGUUCUAUUUUGCAGGGACAGAGACGACAUCGAUACUGCUCACAUGGACAGUGAUACUGCUGAGUAUGCACCCUGAGUGGCAGGAUCGUGCAAGGGAGGAGGUCCUUGGCCUAUUUGGGAAGAACCAACCUGAGUACGACAGUUUUAGCAGGCUCAAAACAGUCACUAUGAUUCUAUAUGAGGUCCUUCGGCUGUACCCGCCAGCCAUUGCAUUAAUCCGGAAAACAUACAAGGAGAUGGAAAUCGGAGGCAUCACAUACCCUGCUGGAGUGGUCAUCGAGAUGCCAGUGCUGCUCAUUCACCAUGACCCGGGCAUAUGGGGAACCGAUGUGCAUGAGUUCAGGCCGGAGAGGUUUGCUGAGGGAAUCUCCAAGGCAUCCAGUGAUCCAAGUGCAUUCCUCCCAUUUGGUUGGGGGCCACGGAUCUGCAUCGGUCAGAAUUUUGCGCUUCUUGAGGCUAAGAUGGCAGUGUGCAUGAUCCUUCAACACUUUGAGUUUGAGCUUGCGCCAACAUAUACUCAUGCACCGCAUAAUGGAAAAAUGUUGCGUCCUAUGCAUGGUGCACCGAUUAAGCUCAAGGCACUAGUCUAA
Molecule: messenger RNA, 1665 nt
Organism: Lolium rigidum
Lineage: Eukaryota; Viridiplantae; Streptophyta; Magnoliopsida; Poales; Poaceae
Product: cytochrome P450 72A11-like
Exons: 4
Coding region: 1-1665 (554 amino acids)
Molecular function (GO): iron ion binding; monooxygenase activity; oxidoreductase activity, acting on paired donors, with incorporation or reduction of molecular oxygen
Source: RefSeq, a predicted model, not a curated record